AUGAUCAGCACGCUCGGCAUGGCUGAUUUCAUUCAGGUGCUCACCAUAGGAGUUGUCAAAUCCGUGGCAGAACAGGAGAACACAACUAAUCAUGUUCUGGGAGAUCCAGAAGACAUGGACAAAGAAUUCGAAGUCCUUACAUAUAAUGGAGUGUCCGAUACAGACAUGGGAGCGACGGUUUUUGUUGAGGGUACCAAAGUGCUCGUUGUUGGGAAACUGAGGUCACUUUCUGAUCGGCAUGGCAUCAUGUCAUACAACAUCAGUGAGGUUGUGGAUGAGAAAGAAUACAAAGCUUUUACACUUGAAGCAAAGAUUGCGAAGCUUUAUUUCCAAAAA
Molecule: messenger RNA, 336 nt
Organism: Cylicostephanus goldi
Lineage: Eukaryota; Metazoa; Nematoda; Chromadorea; Rhabditida; Strongylidae
Source: the annotation of a GenBank genome assembly